This is a messenger RNA of Chlorocebus sabaeus (green monkey), 1517 nucleotides long. RefSeq names its product SEC11 homolog A, signal peptidase complex subunit (gene SEC11A). The record is from RefSeq and is a predicted model, not a curated record. Gene Ontology annotation, molecular function: serine-type endopeptidase activity. Lineage: Eukaryota; Metazoa; Chordata; Mammalia; Primates; Cercopithecidae. Gene Ontology annotation, cellular component: signal peptidase complex; membrane.
AAGAAGGGGAGGAAGGAAGAAAGAAAGGACGGACUUGCUCCGUUACCCGGGGAGACUUGCUUGACCUGAGAACCCACUAUCACACCACACAUCCACUGCCACACCCAUACCUACGCCGGGACGCGGAACCGCUUCUGCCCGCCCACACCGGAGAGGUUGCUUGCGAUUGGCCGGGCGGGCACACAGGCCCGCCUUGCGAAGGUGGCCGGGCAGCCUCCCCAUUUAAGCCUGGGUCGCCGCCUCCGUGAGGGGCCGCGGAGCCGAGCACGGGAAGUGGCGUCCAGUCGGUUCUUGGCAGGCGAGAGCCAGUGCGGGAGAACCCUCCCACGGCGAGGCCGAGCCCUGAGACUGGACUAGCACGGUCGUGAGUCUCUCAGGUCUCCGCAGCGAAGUGGCGCGGGGGGCGGGGACCGUGCCCGACCGUGCCAGCUCCCGCCCCGGAAGCGGAAGUGCAAGCACUGCGGGGUCCUGUCCAGUGUGAGCCCGACCCGAGCGCCAGUCGUUCCGCCCGCUGGUCGUCGCGCCAUCUGCCCUGCCGGUGUCCUGCUCGCCGUCCCCGCCAUGCUGUCUUUAGACUUUUUGGACGAUGUGCGGCGGAUGAACAAGCGGCAGCUCUAUUAUCAAGUCCUAAAUUUUGGAAUGAUUGUCUCAUCAGCACUAAUGAUCUGGAAGGGGUUAAUGGUAAUAACUGGAAGUGAAAGUCCAAUUGUAGUGGUGCUCAGUGGCAGCAUGGAACCUGCAUUUCAUAGAGGAGAUCUUCUGUUUCUAACAAAUCGAGUUGAAGAUCCCAUACGAGUGGGAGAAAUUGUUGUUUUUAGGAUAGAAGGAAGAGAGAUUCCUAUAGUUCACCGAGUCUUGAAGAUUCAUGAAAAGCAAAAUGGGCAUAUCAAGUUUUUGACCAAAGGAGAUAAUAAUGCGGUUGAUGACCGAGGCCUCUAUAAACAAGGACAACAUUGGCUAGAGAAAAAAGAUGUCGUGGGGAGAGCCAGGGGUAUGCAGUGCUCUUUUUGCUGGGUUUAUUCGUGCUGGUUCAUCGUGAGUAAGAAACCUGCCUUGCUGUUCCUGGGAAGAUGCCAUACUUUUCGUUACUGGAUGUUUGGAGUAGAUACUGGUCUGUGAUUGGUGGAAUGGAGGACACACGUGUUGGUGCUUCUUGGUAGCACUGGUUUGCAUUAGUUUAUGUUUCCACGCCAGAGUUUGUGUGGGCGGGUGCAUGUGCACCACAGAGUGCACUUGAGGGGACUUUCAGUCACAGGAUUUCAUAAUUGUCAUUGUCACACUUUCACAUUUUUGUACAUCAGUGAAUUUUUUAUAUUAAAAGGUUGAGCCAAAGCCCCCAGUGUUUGUAUUUUGAAGCCAAGCUUCACUUCUAAAGUGCCUACAGAGACUUGUAAAUGAAAAUGCAGCUCUGCAUGAGUUUGAAACCGUCAUACCUCCUUCUAAUAGGAAUCGCAUAUACUGAGGUGGUCGUAAGUCUUAACUUUUAAAAUUUUAAAUAAAAGACUUUGCACAUUGAA